AUGGGAAUAAAUCGUAAAUUAACAGUAGCUGAAUGCUCACAAAUUAUUGGUCUUUUCAAAGGCAGUCACAAAAAGUCUGACAUUAGUAAAAUUCUUGGAUUUAAAGUUUCAACUGUAAAAAAAACCAUCCAGCAUUAUGGUGAUUCAGAAAUGCCAGUAAGCAAAAAAAGAAUUGGUUGGCCCAAAUUGCUUGGUGAGGAUGAAAAAAAUAUUUUGGGGGAAAUCAUUAACAGUAAUAACCGAACACCAGCUAGUGAGAUAAAGGAAUCCUUUUAUCAAUCAACUGGUUUAAAUAGACAUGCUUCUUUGAAAAUGUCAACUCUUUUUGAAGUAUCAGCUCUAUUAAUUUCUAAUGGAGAUGAUCAUA
Molecule: messenger RNA, 367 nt
Organism: Entrophospora sp. SA101
Lineage: Eukaryota; Fungi; Glomeromycota; Glomeromycetes; Entrophosporales; Entrophosporaceae
Source: the annotation of a GenBank genome assembly